AUGGCAUGGAUUUGGCUUGUUGUCACUUUGGGCUUAGUCUACUUCUCUGCAGGUUCAUCCGUUCUAAGUGAAGAAGAACAUCUAUUAAGAUAUUUAUUUGAAGAAAAGGGUUACAGAAAGGAUCUGCGACCAGUGGACCAUCCAGAUGAUACACUAGAUAUACAUCUGUCAUUGACACUUUCCAAUCUCAUCUCACUGAAAGAAGCAGAUGAAACACUCACUACAAAUGUCUGGGUUGAGCAGGGAUGGUAUGACAAAAGACUGACAUGGAAUAUGACAGAAUUCUAUGACAUCCAUACACUUAGAGUUCCCCCUGACAUGGUGUGGCAGCCAAAUCUUAUCCUGGAAAACAACAAUGACGGCAACUUUGAAGUGGCAUAUUACAGCAAUGUCCUUAUAUCCAGCAAUGGCUACAUUUACUGGCUACCUCCUGCCAUAUUCCAAACACCAUGCUCCAUCAAUGUCAACUACUUCCCAUUUGACUGGCAGAACUGCUCUCUGAAAUUCAGCUCAUUAACUUACAACGCUAAAGAGAUAAACCUGCAGCUAAAGUUAGAAACUGAUGACGAAACAAGUAGGAGCUACCCAGUGGAGUGGAUUGUCAUAGAUCGAGCAGCAUUUACAGAAAAUGGAGAAUGGGAGAUUGUCCACAUUCCAGCCAAAAAGAAUAUCGACAGAAGCGUGUCCCCCGAGAGCACUAAGUAUCAGCACAUUACAUUCUACCUCAUUAUUAAGAGGAAACCCCUCUUCUACAUAAUAAAUAUCCUGGCUCCCUGUGUUCUAAUUGCUCUGAUGGCCAACCUUGUCUUCUACCUGCCAGCUGACAGUGGUGAAAAGAUGACCUUGGCCAUAUCCGUCCUGUUGGCUCAGUCUGUCUUCUUGCUGCUAAUCUCACAGCGCCUCCCAGAGACCUCCUUCGCUAUCCCGCUCAUUAGCAAGUACCUGACAUUCAUCAUGAUUCUGGUGACAAUUGUGGUUGUGAGUUGCGUUGUAGUAUUGAACAUGCAUUUCAGAACUCCUAGCACGCACAUCAUGUCAGAUUGGAUGAAAGAGCUCUUUCUGAACAGACUGCCUCGUAUACUGCACAUGUCACAGCCAGCAGUACCUGACCCCGAGCCAUGGAGUGGGGUGCUGCAGCGACGCAGCAGUUCAGUAGGAUACAUUGCAAAGGCCGAGGAAUACUUCUGUGUAAAAUCACGAAGUGAACUCAUGUUUGAGAAGCAAUCCGAGCGUCAUGGUCUCACUAGUCGAGCUACACCAGCACGAAUAAAUCCAGUGAGCCCAGACGAUGUUCAAGAUCAGCUUUAUGGUGAAAUGAAGCCUGCAAUCGAUGGUGCAAACUUCAUUAUUAAACACAUGAGAGAAAGGAAUGACUACAGUGAGGAGAAAGAUAACUGGUACCGUGUUGCUCGGACAGUUGACCGUUUGUGCCUGUUUAUUGUGACCCCCGUCAUGCUCAUUGGAACACUUUGGAUAUUUCUUGGAGGAGCCUAUAACCAACCUCCAACUUUUCCAUUUGCCGGUGACCCUUAUGAUUACAAGGAAGGACACAAGAGACUGAUAUAG
Nanorana parkeri is the source of this 1566-nucleotide messenger RNA. It is a transcript of the gene CHRND, whose product is annotated as cholinergic receptor nicotinic delta subunit. Gene Ontology annotation, molecular function: acetylcholine-gated monoatomic cation-selective channel activity; transmembrane signaling receptor activity. The coding region runs from base 1 to 1566 and encodes 521 amino acids. Gene Ontology annotation, biological process: chemical synaptic transmission; nervous system process; signal transduction. Lineage: Eukaryota; Metazoa; Chordata; Amphibia; Anura; Dicroglossidae. Gene Ontology annotation, cellular component: neuron projection; synapse; postsynaptic membrane. The record is from RefSeq and is a predicted model, not a curated record. The transcript has 12 exons.